Messenger RNA from Drosophila busckii, 3820 nucleotides. It is a transcript of the gene Nrt, whose product is annotated as neurotactin. Bases 213 to 2705 code for a protein of 830 amino acids. NCBI's taxonomy places the organism in Eukaryota, Metazoa, Arthropoda, Insecta, Diptera, Drosophilidae. The record is from RefSeq and is a predicted model, not a curated record. The transcript is spliced from 3 exons.
UCAAGUGCAAAUCUGUGCAUACACACACACACACACAUAUAUACAAAGUGUCCUGCAGGAUAAUUCUCAACGAUAUACAUGCACACUCAAUACAAACGGAUUACAUACAAUUGCCAUAGCUUGCCAUAAGAAUUUUGUGCGUUUAGUGGAAAUCAAUAGAACCAACUUUACAGAAUUAGCCAUAGCCUAUAGCUGUUAGAUUCAGUUGCAAUAUGGGCGAACUCGAGGAGAAGGAAACGCCACCGACCGAGACGACGGCCACUUUGGAUGAGCCCAAGGAAACCGACAAGAUGUUGGACAGCAAAAAGCAGGACGAGCCUGAGGCCAAAAGCAAGCCGAACAGUCCACAAGUCUCCAAGCCAGCCACACCGGAGCCUGCCAAGGCAGAGGAGAUUAUAGACAUACCCACAGCAAAUGGUGGCGGUGGUGCCACUGUCACUGCACCUGAGGAGAAGAAGAUUAGCAAGGAGGAGCGCGAGGUGAAGCCCAAGAAGAUACCCAUUGGUGGGCUCAAGCUGCCUGGAUUCUUUAUGAAGAACAAACCCAAGCCCGAUGGCGAUGGCGCUGAAGGCGAGCUGCUGGCCAAGGAGGAGGAGAACAACAAGGAGGCCAAUGGCGAUGCUGCAGCUGCGCCAGUGGCAGAGCAAAAGCCACGCGCCGGCCUGGGGCAGCGACUGCGCAGCUUCUUUGUGCGCAAACCAGCGGCCGAGAAGGAGAAGGACAUUGAAAAGGAGAAGCAGCUGAGCAAUGGCGAUGCAGAUGCCAAGUCGGAAGCCACCGCUGAGGCAGCGCCCGCCGACUCCACAGAUGCGCCGCCUCAAAAGCGCGGACUGCUGAAUGCCAUCAAGCUGCCCAUUGCUAAUAUGAUGCCCAAGAAGAAGUCUGGCGAGGAUGUGGAGCUGGGUCUGGGCAAAGCUGGUCUGGCCUCCAUGGAAACGCUGGAUGAUUCGCUCAAGGAUCAGGACACAGUAGAUCGUGCGCCUGUGAAGAGCAACGGCGCCAGCGAGGAUUUAAAGUCGGAGCUAAAGGAUGAGAAACUGGCCGCUGAGGAGAAACUGGCCGCCGAGCAGGAGCAGCGCGAUCGCCCCGUCUCCUUGUGGUGUCGCCUGCGUGGCUACAAGUGCAGCGUGGAUGAUGCACUCAUCGUGUUCGGCAUACUGCUCUUUGUGCUGCUGCUGGCCGUCAUUGGGUAUGUGCUGACGCACGAGACGAUGAUAUCGCCGCCACUGCGCGAGGGACGCUACAUCUCGGCGGUGACGGGCUGCGGCAUGGUGGAGGGCGUCAAGGAGGAUGGCGCAUUCGCCUUUCGCGGCAUUCCCUAUGCGCGCUCGCCGGUCAAUGAGCUGCGCUGGCGUCCGGCGCAGCUGAUCGAUAGCAUCGAGCACUGCUGGAACGGCACGCUGCAGACGCACAACUCCAGCGUCCUGUGCACGCAGCGUCUGGGCAACGGCACCACUGUGGGCGACGAGGAUUGCCUGUACUUGGAUGUGGUGACGCCGCAUGUGCGCUACACCAGCCCACUGCCUGUGGUGGUGCUCAUUGGAGCGGAGACUUUGGCAGGCCCCUCGCCUGGCAUUCUGCGUCCCUCGGCGCGCUACUCACGCUCCCACGAUGUCAUCUUUGUGCGUCCCAAUUUCCGUUUGGGUGUCUUCGGUUUUCUGGCCGUCGAACCACUGACUAAGGAAACGCAUCCACCCAGCUCGGGCAACUAUGCGCUGAGCGAUAUCAUAGCCGUGCUCAAGUGGAUACAGCUGAACAUUGUGCACUUUGGUGGCGAUGCCAAGUCGGUGACACUGCUGGGACAUCGCGCGGGUGCCACGCUCGUGUCGGCGCUGGUCAACUCACCCAAGCUUGAGGGUCUCUAUACACGUGCCUGGGCCUCCUCGGCCUCGGCCAUCUUCCCAGGCAAGCCGCUGCAGCAUGCCGAGCGUCAGAACGCCGAGGUGAUGCUCACGCUCGACUGCCACGAUGCCGAAUGCCUGCGCAAUGCGUCCAGCGAGCGCGUCUGGAAUGCCAUCCCCGACACCUGGCUGCAGUUCCCCGCCGACUUGCCGCAGCAGCACGAGAAUGGCAGCCGCCAUGAAUGGCUGGUGCUCGAUGGCGAGAUACUGCAGCAGCAUCCCUCAGAGCUAUGGAAGCAGCAGGCACAGUCUGUGCAGCAACAGCCACGCCUAGUGCUCGGCACCACCGCCCACGAGUCGCAUAUACCAAAGCUGCGCGAGCUGCACGCCAAUUGGACCGCCGCGGAGCUGCGCGGCUAUUUGCAAAAGUCGCAGCUGGGCGCUCUGGGCCUCACGGAUGAGAUCACGCAGCGCUACAAUGCCAGCAGCUAUGCCGCCUUGGUGGCCAUCAUUAGCGACAUACGCACCAUUUGCCCGUUGCUCACAAAUGCGCGACUGCAGCCCAGCGUGCCCUUCUAUGUGGUCACCCAGGGUGAGGGCGAGGAUCAGCUGGCCAAUGUGGAUGCCGAUGUACAGGCCAUACUCGGACGCUACGAGCCACACACUGUGGAGCAGCGACGCUUCGUCUCGGCCAUGCAGCAGCUCUUCUACUAUUAUGUGUCCCAUGGCACGGUGCAGACCUUUGAGCCGCCGCGUCGUCGCGUCAUCAUUGUCGGUCAGGAUGCACGCUCCCAAGAGGAUCUCGAGAUAUGCGAUUACUGGAUUAAGAAGGAUAUAGUGCCGCGCUAUGCACGCAUCGAUUAAGCUAUAGAACACACACACACACACACACCAUGACACCCACUUUCCUACACUCCCCACUUCUGUUUUUUGAAAUCUCUCAUCAAAUGUAAAAGUUAAUUUUCAUGCUUCCCCCCUUGACUAAGGAGCCACUUGUCACUCCUACUAACUGCAUAUUGAGUUUUAGCUUAGCCUAAGUGAAUCUAGUGUUUAUAUACGACAAAGCAUAUAAUAUAUAUAUGCAUAUAUAUUAACUGUACAUUUAGUUCUCAUUGUAAGUGCGACAAUUAUUUAAGUUGUAAGAUUUUUCUUUAAGUAAACACGCCUCAAGCCACAAAAACAACAACAACAACAACAACAUCACAGCAGCAGCGAUUUACGAUUUAGUAAAUGCAUUUUCACUUAAUUCACAAUAAUAAAAACAAAACACACAAGUUGUAUUAAAAGAAAAACUUAUACUUGAAAAGUAUUGAUAUUCUAUCAAAUAUGCACACACACACACACACAUGCACGCAACUUAUUGCACACACAUACACACUCUAUACACAUACAUACAUAUACUAUAUAUAGCCCUUAUAUAUACUUAUACAGUUACAAAUUAGCUGCGCAGACCAACGAUCUUUUUUGAUACAAGUUUUUUACAAUCAAAUCAAAUUGACUGCAAGAUCAAAAGCAUUAGUUUUAGUAACAAAAAAAACAAAAGAAGAAGAAGACAAAGCAAGCCACUUUUUAAGACUGUUCUGGGUGUUACAAAUUAUACAUAUACAUAUACUAACUAGCAGUGUUGUAAUUGCAUUCAAAUCAUUUUAUAAAUACAUCAAUUUCACUCAAGCUUUUCAAACAUUUGAUUCAGAUUGGAAACAAUCAGAUUUUUGAAUACUUUAAUUGAAUCUUAAAAUAUGCAUACUGAAUUAUUGGAAACAUGUUGAUAGAUUCAAUUAAAACACUUUACCAUUUUCCAAGUAGUAAAACACAUUUUCCAUAGCUUUAUGUGUUUUAUAUUAUUUGUAAAAGAAAAUAUUUCUCAUCACGAUUACAACAUACAAUAUGUAUUGACAUAUAACUUACGCAGAUUGUUUAGACUGCACAUACAUUAAAGGAUAUUGAAACAUGCACUGGCAUGAAACAUAAUCAAAAGC